Molecule: messenger RNA, 2047 nt
Organism: Anarrhichthys ocellatus (wolf-eel)
Lineage: Eukaryota; Metazoa; Chordata; Actinopteri; Perciformes; Anarhichadidae
Gene: e2f6
Product: E2F transcription factor 6
Exons: 9
Coding region: 141-1304 (387 amino acids)
Biological process (GO): regulation of transcription by RNA polymerase II
Cellular component (GO): RNA polymerase II transcription regulator complex
Molecular function (GO): protein dimerization activity; DNA-binding transcription factor activity, RNA polymerase II-specific; RNA polymerase II cis-regulatory region sequence-specific DNA binding
Source: RefSeq, a predicted model, not a curated record
CCGGUUUGGAAAACAACAACGAAGCACGACGUAAACAAACCGGGACGGUCGCGUUGUGGCGGCGGGUGUUGUUAUCGGUUAUACACACGGGGGGAGCGCGGAUGCACCGUUAGCCCGGGUCGGUUCGGGUCAGCGUUAACAUGGUGAAGUGUGUCGUGUCCGGGUGUCAGAACCGCGUGACGAACGUCAACCGGGGGAUCUUCAACCGACCACCGAAGAGGUUCUUCAACUUCCCACAAGACACCGCGCGGGUCAAGGUGUGGCUGGCGGCGCUGAGGGAGACGGACAAGCAGGACUCGACAGAGCAGCACCUGAUCUGUGAGGACCACUUCCUGCCGCAGGACAUCUCCUCCGGCGUGGUCAACGGAGACGCCAUCCCCAUCAUGCCCCCCGACCUGGACGGGCCCAUGGGCCUCAUCAGCCCCUGGGGGGCCGAGUCGUCCGAGGAGGAGGAUCAGUGGGCCCGCGGUGGAGGCUGUGGUGACGGCGAUGAUGAUGAUGAUGAUGAUGAUGAUGAUGAUGAUGAUGAAGGUGGAGAUGAUGGUCCUGUUCAAGUGGAGCCUCCGGCACCAGAACCUCCACAGCAGGAUCCAGGACCCAAGAAGACCUCCGGGGCCAAGAAGACGAGCUUCAGUCCGCUGCAGACGAGGAUCCGCACCAAGAGAUCCGAUGUGUCUCUGUGGAUGCUGACGCAGCGUUUCCUGGAGCUGCUGCUGGAGUCUCCGGACGGCUGCGUGGACCUCCGUCACGUGACCACGAGCCUGCAGACCCGCCGGCGCCGAGUCUACGACAUCACCAACGUCCUGGAGGGAAUCAGCCUCAUCAAGAAGAAGUCCGCCAACACGUUCAAGUGGAUAGGAAGCUGUCAGAUCUCCAGCUUUGUGGGGAUCAAUCAGCAGAAGUUCCAGAGAGAGUUGGAGAACCUGAAGCUGGUGGAGGACACGCUGGACACGCUCAUCAAAAGCUGCGCCCAGCAGCUCUUCGACAUGACCGACGACGAGGGGAACGCCGAGUCAGCCUACGUGACCCACGAGGACGUCAGCCGGCUCGCAGCCUUCCAGGAGCAGACGGUGCUCGUGGUCAAAGCUCCGGAGGAAACCAAGCUGGAGGUUCCGGCUCCGCAAGAGGACAACAUCCAGGUCCACCUGAAGGGGGGGAAGGGUCCCAUCGCGGUUCUGACCUGUGACAUCGAGACGGGAGGAGAGAAGAGCCGCUGCUUCGUAACGCUGGAGGAGAGCCGCAUACAGACGGCCGAGCUGCCAUCAGAGUCCAACAGUCCGCUGAGUGCCGUGCAGAGAGCGUAGCCACCAGACGACCACCAGGAGGCGCCAGACGUCCUCACAGUUCAGACACGAGGCUGAAACAAACCACGGGAGCCUGAAGGCAUCGUCCCCGGGUACCAGGAGGGUUUGACCUGAGAUACAGUCCUGACCGAGCUCAGAUGUGGUGCCAUGCGGAGAACUUCAUCAACAUGGAAGACUACUUAUGGAUCCAUUUAAUUUGCACCGUUGCAGAGUUUUCUUUUAACUGAACUCCUCGUGACGUUGGUCCUGUUCAGAAGAUUAUCAUGUAAACGAUGAAGAGGAAGAGGAAGAGUUUGACCCGGGAUGUUUUUUGCAGUUUUAUUUUUGUAUGAGAAUGAGCUCAUUUGUUUUGUAUGUUACGAUCAUGUCCUGACUUACGGUGCUGUAUGAUAUUUUACUUUGUUUGUCUUUGAUUUGGUUUCUUUCUAAAAAAGGAGAAAAUGCCUAAAAGAUGCUGUAAUCAAUAAAACAAUAUGAACUCAUAAGAAACUGUGAAAGUAGCUUAUUGUUACCUGUAAGGUUGCAUCUUAACCUUUGACCUCUCUGCAGCUCAACCUGCUAACAGACUCUGACACAGAAAUGCAUCACCAGAGAGAUGCUCUGCAUGUUUGAAACCAUCACUGGAGUGCUCUUAAGCAAGGCACUGAUCCCACAGCAGCUCGUUACCCGCAAACGAGAAAAUAUAUAAUGUGACCGAGGAUGUCCCUCCACGUCUGGAACAAUUAAACACUUGAGAGUAUCUC